This is a messenger RNA of Fusarium proliferatum ET1, 675 nucleotides long. RefSeq lists its product as uncharacterized. The coding region runs from base 1 to 675 and encodes 224 amino acids. Lineage: Eukaryota; Fungi; Ascomycota; Sordariomycetes; Hypocreales; Nectriaceae. The transcript is spliced from 3 exons. The record is from RefSeq and is a predicted model, not a curated record.
AUGGCCUCGCUGGAGGAUACAAAGAAGUUAAUAGAAACACUAGGCUGCUUCUACCAAGAGGACGAGGAGGUAGGACAGAGAGUCGACGCAAUCUUCCAAGAUGUUGGCUAUUACUUUAAGAACGAGGCUGGUCUCACAUUCGCCAAAGUCAACACAUUCGAAAAUGAGGCAUUUCGUCGUGUUAUCGAGUCCUUUUUUCCGGAAUGCUCCCUAGGCAUCAUAAAAUCAUACGGACCAAGCGAUUACGACUGCUGCUGGAUGAAUCGACUACAGCCAGAGCUACAGGUCUUGAUGGUUCACCUAUGGUCAAGUAACUCCGUUGUCAUCUUCCACUUCGGCUCUCACAAACACCUGCUGGAUGCCGAUCGCGCCCCGAACGGCUUGCUGAAAAUCCCGCCAGACAAGCUCGGGCUUCCUGGGAUCAUUAGCAAGACUGUACCGAUGAAGAAGGGUGGAUUGUCCAUCCUAGAUGGGAGGACCGGCUUUAGGAUCGUUAGCGGCCGAGCGAUCUUCUUUGCAUUUGUCGUACCCGAAGAGCUACAACACUGGGCCGAGAUGGAGUUACCGCAGGGUUGCGGGCUCGAAGGACUUGUUCAGCAGAUACAGGAAAUAAGCAACCACAUCGGCGCCAACUUCACGUUCGAAGCACCCGAAGGCAGCGAGACGGCACAAUAA